UGCCGCCGCGGGAGCAGCCACGGCUCCGGGGACUGCGGCCGCGGGCAGCCCCGGGAGCCGGCGGCCGGCGGCAGAGCGCGGCGAGGAGCCGAGCCCGGCCCCGCGGCCGGCAGCCAGCCCGCGGCGGCAGAGGGGGCCGACACCAGGAGCUACCUGUGGGCCCGGUACCACGAGAUGAAGAAGCUGGUGUACGAUCUGCUUCCGCCAGGAGUCUGCAGUCUCCUCAACCCGGCCGCCAUCUACGCUAACAAUGAGAUCAGCCUGGGCGACGUUGAGAUAUAUGGCUUUGACUACGAUUACACAUUAGCACAGUAUUCUAACUUACUGCACUCUAUGAUUUUCAACACUGCCAGAGACAUCCUAAUAGAACAGUUCAAGUAUCCGGAAGGACUUGGGAAGUAUGACUACAUUCCAGGGUUUGCCAUACGUGGACUUCACUAUGAUGUACAAAAGAGUCUUCUGAUGAAGAUCGAUGCUUUCCAUUAUGUCCAGCUUGGGACAGCAUAUAGGGGGCUCAAACCAGUGCCGGAUGAGGAGGUAAUCGAGCUCUACGGAGGUACCCAGCACAUCCCUCUGUACCAGAUGAGCGAUUUCUACGGCAAGGGUCCUUCACUUAAGCAAUUUAUGGACAUUUUUUCUCUUCCCGAAAUGACGCUGCUUUCUUCAGUCAUUGAUUAUUUCAUAACUCACGGCAUUGAGUUUGACCAGGUUCAUCUUUACAAGGACAUAUCUGAUGCUAUUAGAGAUGUGCAUGUGAAAGGAGUGAUGUACAAAUGGAUUGAAAAAGAUAUGGAACAGUAUAUUCUGCACGGUGACGAAAUCUAUGCUGUCCUAAACCGACUGGUGAACCACAAGAAGAAACUCUUCCUCAUUACAAACAGUCCCUUUAGCUUUGUGGACAAAGGAAUGAAACACAUGGUUGGCAAGAACUGGCGGGACUUAUUUGACAUGGUCAUUGUGCAAGCCGACAAACCCAAUUUCUUCACUGAUCGGCGGAAACCUUUUCGAAAACUGGAUGAUAAUGGCUCGCUGCAGUGGGACAAAAUAAACCAGCUGGAGAAAGGAAAGAUCUACAAAGAGGGUAAUCUCUUUGACUUUCUGAGGCUGACAGGUUGGCGUGGAUCUAAGGUGCUCUACUUUGGCGACCAUUUGUACAGCGACCUUGCGGACCUCAUGCUGCGUCACGGCUGGAGGACUGGAGCCAUAGUCCCUGAACUGGAGACGGAGAUUCGGAUCAUAAACACGGAGCAGUACAUGCACUCCCUGACCUGGCAGCAGGCUCUGACGGGGCUGCUGGAGAGAAUGCAGAUGUAUCAGGACGCGGAGUCGAAGCAGGUACUGCUGGAGUGGAUGAAGGAGCGACAGGAAAUCAGGUCACUUACAAAGAACCUGUUUAACCCCCAGUUUGGAAGCAUCUUCCGCACCUUCCACAACCCCACGUACUUCUCCCGCCGCCUGGUGCGCUUCUCCGAUAUCUACAUGGCGUCCAUCAGCUGCCUGCUGAACUACGACGUGAACUUCACCUUCUACCCCCGGCGCACCCCUCUGCAGCACGAGGCUCCGCUCUGGAUGGACCAGCUGUGCACGGGCUGCAUGAAAACCCCCUUUCUGGAGGAGAUGGUGCACAUUCGGUGAAGGGCCGGGUGGUUUGGGGCCAGCAGCACCUCUCCGUCUACCACUAAAGGGCGUUUGACACUGCU
Molecule: messenger RNA, 1700 nt
Organism: Oxyura jamaicensis (ruddy duck)
Lineage: Eukaryota; Metazoa; Chordata; Aves; Anseriformes; Anatidae
Gene: NT5DC2
Product: 5'-nucleotidase domain containing 2
Exons: 14
Molecular function (GO): 5'-nucleotidase activity
Source: RefSeq, a predicted model, not a curated record